CACUCCUGCCAAUUUUUACUGCCUCCCUUGUUUUCAGGCCUAUUCGGUUCAAAAUUGUGAUACCACAGGCUGGUACAAGAGGCUUGAGCUCACUAUGGGUACGAGAAAGAAGGAAGCCGCUCGUAAAGAGCGACAGGGAAAGGUGGGAGAUGGCAUGGGGAAUGUCAAAGUCAAAGGUGAAAACUUCUACAGAGAUGCCAAGAAGUUGAAGACCUUGAACAUGUUCAAAGAUGGCCGGGCCCAACGCAAUGCAGCCGGCGAAAUCACCAAAGCUGCCUCGUACCAGUCACGAGAAAUCCCCAAAGCUCGAAUUGAGCCCAACCGUAAAUGGUUUGGAAACACAAGAGUCAUCUCUCAGGAGGCAUUGUCUUCCUUCCGGGAGGCUGUUGCUGAGCGCGCUUCUGAUCCCUACCAAGUUCUUCUCAAAACAAACAAACUUCCCAUGAGCUUGAUAAGAGAUGGGUCCAAUGUAAAUGGUUUGAAGGAACACCAAGCCAAAAUGGCCAUUGAAACUGCACCCUUUGGUGACACGUUUGGCCCUAAAGCUCAAAGAAAGCGAGUCAAGCUGGGCGUUGGUUCCCUUGAGGAUCUUGCAGGGGAGACAGCUAAGGUGCAUGAGAGCUAUCUGGAGAAACUGGAUCAAGGAAGGCAUGAAGACGGUACACCUGUCGUUGCUGGAGAUGAUGUUGCGUCUGAUGCCUUUGAAGGCACACUUACUACAGCACGCGAGUCUGUAUUUUCUAAGGGACAGAGCAAGCGCAUUUGGAACGAACUCUAUAAGGUUAUUGACUCCUCGGAUGUGGUUAUCCAUGUUCUCGAUGCUCGUGAUCCGGAAGGUACACGUUGCAGAAGUAUCGAGAAAUAUAUUCACGAGGAGGCCCCGCAUAAACACCUGAUCUUCGUCGUUAACAAGUGCGAUCUUGUACCAACGAGCGUGGCGGCUUCGUGGGUGCGACAUCUCUCGAAAGAGUAUCCUACUCUCGCGUUUCACGCCUCCAUCAACAACUCUUUCGGGAAGGGCUCAUUGAUUCAGCUUCUCAGGCAAUUCUCAUCUCUCCACUCAGAUCGGAAACAGAUCUCCGUGGGAUUCAUUGGUUAUCCCAACUCAGGGAAGUCCUCAAUUAUUAACACUCUUCGGAAAAAGAAGGUGUGCACAGUGGCUCCAAUUCCAGGAGAGACAAAAGUCUGGCAGUAUAUCACUCUGAUGAGAAGGAUAUAUCUUAUCGACUGUCCAGGAGUGGUUCCGCCCAAUCCAAACGACACCGAAGAAGAUAUCUUGCUUCGUGGCGUUGUUCGGGUAGAGAAUGUGUAUAAUCCAGAGCAGUACAUACCGGCUAUCUUAAACAGGGUUCAGCCACGCCAUCUUGAACGUACUUAUGGCGUGAAAAGCAAUGGCGAUGCCCUCGAGUUCCUUAGCAUCCUUGCCCGCAAAGGAGGCAGGCUUCUUCGAGGGGGAGAGCCUGAUCUUGACGGUGUUGCUAAAAUGGUCAUUAACGAUUUUCUUAGGGGCAAGAUCCCUUGGUUCAUCCCUCCUCCCAGUGCGUCUGGUAAGGAGAAUGAGGAGAUUGAAGGACGCGCAGGCAGACUCGGAGAAAUGAGUCGCAAACGGAAAAUUGAUGAAACGAUGUCCGAACCUGCAGACAUUGGGCCAGAUUCGAAAGCCGGGUCUGACGAUGAAUUUGAAGGGUUUGACGAGAGCGAUGAUGAAGGAAAUGAUUCGACAGAGGACAUCGAAAUCAGCGACGAUGAUGAAAGCGGGGAGGAAGAUUGAAUGCCGUAAUCAUGUUCCUCGGCUCGUCUGCUUUCAGGACGAGGGGAGGUAGCCCGCAACGAAUAUCUAUCUGUCACCCAAGGUUCGCUCCUGGUGAUUGCGAGGCGUGAUAUGUUACGCUCAUAUUUGGCCCCCGGGCUGGAAAGCGCCCAGUGUCAGUGUCCAGUAAGACAUUAGCGCAUCAUGCUUGUCCGGAGGGCAUCGUGGGAUACCGUAAAUAGCAUCCCAAUCCUGCUUCCUGCACGACACGGUGUUGAGAGCCAUUUGUGUCACAGUAUACAACCCGUUGGCUUCACAGGCCUCGAAACUCAAACUUAAGAUACCCAUGUAGCCUCAGAGCAGUACAUCAAUGCAUUAUCAAUGAAAGAUUCAAUGAAG
Molecule: messenger RNA, 2149 nt
Organism: Monascus purpureus
Lineage: Eukaryota; Fungi; Ascomycota; Eurotiomycetes; Eurotiales; Aspergillaceae
Source: the annotation of a GenBank genome assembly